Messenger RNA from Aspergillus alliaceus, 1487 nucleotides. RefSeq lists its product as uncharacterized. The transcript has a single exon. Bases 417 to 1445 code for a protein of 342 amino acids. Lineage: Eukaryota; Fungi; Ascomycota; Eurotiomycetes; Eurotiales; Aspergillaceae. The record is from RefSeq and is a predicted model, not a curated record.
CCUCAUCACGCUCUAUACCCCAAUGCUGCUCCGCGUUAUAUCCGUGGUAGGAUGAGUCACGGCGCUUAAUUGCAACACUAUAGAUUGCACAGCUCAUUUCGGGUUCUCCGCAACCAGGGAUAAGUAGCCAAACCCCCGCAUCUGUUGUGGUCCAGAAACUGGCUGCUGUGACCCUGGCAUUUGCCCUGUGAUCAGGGUGAUAGGUUAUUCAUCUGAUCACACUGCAGCCUUGUGGAUCAUUUUAUAUUAUUUAUAGGGGUAUGACUGAUCAAACACGAAGAUAAGAGAUGAGGAAGGGGUCCUUCCCAUCUCUCUCUCUCUCUCUCUCGUAUUAUCGAGACUGCUGAAAGGAAUACAUAAGCACUGGUUGGAUUCGAUCAGGGUUCUACUACUCAAUCAACUUUGUAUACGAGUCUAUGAGGCAGAUGAGUGAACUAUUGCCACCGGGCCAGGACCGGUGUCACUUGGAAAAUCUACCUGUGGAGAUCCUUCAGGAGAUUUUCUUCCGCUGUCUUGAAUUCAAUCUCCCCCGGGCCUCCUUGUAUAUCUCGAGGGUCCUUUCUAACUCCACUAUCUACACUUGGCUUAUUCGACUCGGGUUCAGCAGUGCCAACCUGGGUUCAAAAAAUGAUUUCUUUACCCCAGACUUUCUACCACCACCUUUGAACUACUUUGCGCUCUCUGAACAGCAGAGAAGGGAUCUUCAAAAUGACAUUCUCGCUUCUCGUUGGUGCACGCUACCUUUGAUACGCAAGUGCCAAAGGGAGUACGUGGAACAUGCCAUUCGUCGGAGAUGUGGAAACCUACACUUGGCCCCUGAAGACCAAUAUGCUCUGGCCAACGUCAAGAAUCGCUUCGGGGACCUGGAAGGUUGCGACAAAGGUUGGGGAGGAUAUCGCAGCAAAGGAGACAUGAUUCUCAAGGCUCGGGACCGGGACACCGACGAAGACUACAAGGUCGCGAUAUGGUUUCAUUUCGGGGCGUUUCAGGUCCGCAAGCCUAACAAGCUGUUUACCGACUUCGAUCUCUUUCGGCUUCCAUGCUGCUUGCCGGAGUUGCCGCCUCGUAUGCCGGGCAAACUGCUCGGCGCGCCAUGGACGGACACGAAACUCGAAUUUCUCCAACUACUCUCGAUGGAAGCGUACAUCGACGAGGACGACUCGUUCGACCGUUCCCGGCGCCUUCUUCGACAAGUCAUUCGGGACCGUGAUUUUGCGACUUUCCAGCGAUUGAUCAGCAUGCACAUCCGCUGCCAGUGCUAUAAAUACCCGCUGCCCUGGCCCGUUCUCCCCAACCACUUCCAGGUAGCAUUAAAGUAUGCGGACAAGUAUGACGAUCCGUUCAUAAAACUACUAGUCGAGCAACGUUGGGAGGACAUCCCAGCAAAUCUCCUACAUCUUAAAGACAAUCUGAUGGCGAAAGCGGGAACGGGCCAUAUAUGUUAGAUCUUCUUUAACUUUUUGGGAUGAAGCAAGCAUCUAUUAUUA